Messenger RNA from Doryrhamphus excisus (bluestripe pipefish), 3795 nucleotides. The record is from RefSeq and is a predicted model, not a curated record. Lineage: Eukaryota; Metazoa; Chordata; Actinopteri; Syngnathiformes; Syngnathidae.
GAAAAAUGGCUUUGUGAAGGUUAAAAGAAAGCCCGUGUUAUUGCUGCACUGUAAACAAACAAGAGGACAAGUGACAGCCUUCUCCCCCCCCUCGAGGUGUGGCACGAGAGUGGGCGUGUCUCAUAAAUAAUACCACGCAGUGCUGGGCUUAACCCCGCCCCGUUUCUCUUCUCUCCGCUCCUGUGCCCGUGUGACGUCGCUUGAGCCACCCGUGUCCGUUCCAUCUGAGCUUCCUAGAGGAGAGGACACGGCUGGACACACGCGCAUUCACGCGCACACACGCGGAUGCAAAUGAGCAAAAAAAAAAAAAAAAAAAGUCCAGCCAGAGAAGAAGGAAGAAACGACCCCGCCCACUCCACGCCGUCCCUCCUCCCACCUUCCCCGCCACGGACAAGUCAGCUCGAGCACAGCAGAGAAGAAACAUCAACUUAUCAUUUCUACCACCGAAGCUAACGCCGAAGCUUUUCUUUUAUUCGUCUCUUUUUAUUUGGCCUCAAUUUCCUGUGGAUAACAUUCUACUUUUUCCUCGCCCUUUUUGGCGCAUUUUUAUUUCUCGCUCUCUUUUUUUUUUUGCUUAGUUUUUCCUCCCACGGAGGAGUGCAAUGGAAUACUUGGAAGCUAGGAAAUAAAGGGCGCCUACUUGUCAUCGCAUAAAGUCAUCCGAACUCUUAUUGGCCAAACCGCCCCCACCCCCACCCUACAGGUGUCUCACCCCCACCGUGUGGUCCAGGAUGUCCAGGCAGCUCACCCAGCAGCUUCCCACCCCGGACUUGCCUGCCGGCGCCAGCCCCCAGUUUGGAACUUGCACCCAGCCCGCCGGCACUCUCACAGGGGGGCACCUCGGCUCCAUGGCGGGGCUCAAGUCCCUCCUGCAGCACCCCAUGAAGGGGGACCAGAGGCUGAGGAGCCCCUGUGAUAUCAAAGACAAGGAGCGAGCUAUGGACCUGGAUGAGGAUUCCUUGGGGGUGUGCCCCAUGAGGAACGCAGCCGGAAUAAACGGCAGCGGGGGCUGCAACGGUGCUAGCGGAAGCGGGAAUUUCAACCAGUUCCUGGGGCCUCUCUUGUGGGAUCGCACCGUGGCGGCCGACGGGGGCCUUUUCCAGCUGCAGUACAUGGACUUGGAGGAGUUCCUGACCGAAAACGGAAUGGGCAACAUGCACAACAACAACAGCUCCAGUUCGGCCCAGAUCCCCUCCCAGAGCUCCCAGUCGGCCGUGCCCAACCAGAGCUCCCAGUGCCUGCCGCCCUCGUCUCCGCCCGGCUCGUCGUCCUCGUCGCCCUCGUCUUCUCCGUCUCUUCUGGGUUUGGAGGUGGCCCAGCCUCAGAGCCUCACAGGAUCGGGCGACUGUCUGCACGGGAGCCAGACGAGUAUGAACGACUCCUGCGAGUCCCCGUCCUCCUCCUCCUCCUCCCCGUCCUCCUCCUGCCCCCCCCUGCUGACGCCCACCGGCAGCGGGCCGGACGGGAUGGGGAUGUUCGACAUGGACCCCUCGGACAUCAUUCUGUCCAACGGGCCCGGCCAGCAGAACUUCGACCCCAGGAGGCAGUCCUUCAGCGAGGAGGAGCUCAAGCCGCAGCCCAUGGUCAAGAAGGCGCGCAAGAUCCUGGUACCGGAUAACAUGAAAGAUGAGAAGUACUGGAGCCGGCGGUACAAAAACAACGAGGCGGCCAAACGCUCCCGGGACGCCCGCCGCCUGAAGGAGAACCAAAUAUCGGUGCGCGCCGCCUUCUUGGAGCGGGAGAACGCCGCCCUGCGACAGGAAGUGGCAGAGAUGCGCAAAGAACUGGGGCGCUGCCGCAGCAUCCUUAGCAAAUACGAGAACCGUCUGGCCGACCAGUGAUGAGGACGACGACGACGACGACGAUGAAGGGGCGCCAAAGCAACGGAAUAGAAACAUAAGCUGAAAGAUUCUUUCUUCUGAAGACUUGAGGAGGAUGGACAAUGAUGAUGAUGAUGAUGAAUGUAUGAGGGUGAGGAUGAGGAUGAAGCUCAGGUGUUUUCUUCUUCUUGUUCGUGUUUGUUGAGCUCUUAAAGGUGACGGACGGACGGACGGAGAGAAUCAUUGACAGACGUGACUUUUAAGGCUUUUGCUAUUGGAGAAUUGUAUAUUUUUAUAAUACUUGUGAACAAUGUAGAAGGAGACUAGACAUUUGGAGAAUCAUUUUGUAUAUUUUCUACAUGAGGAGACGCCGGGGGGUGGCUGGCGAGGACGGGCGUGUAACACGUUAGGAAGGUUUGUGUAAAAUAGAUGAUCUUCACCUGCUAGACUUCCACUUUGUUCCGCGUUUGACUUCCGGACUCCACGCAGAAGCACUUUCACCUUCUUUCUCCUUUUUUCGUGUCGCCACGCCCGCACGUCCCGUGCGGCGUUUCGGUUAUUAGACGUUGUGUAAACAUCAACCCCCCCCCCCCCCCCCCCCCCCCCUUACCCCCACUGUCCCACGCCUUUGACUUCCUUCUUGUUGUCCGGCCUCACAUCUUCUACUUUCUACUUCAUUCCUUCCUUUAGCAGCCGGACUCCACGCUACUGCAGUAUUCCCCUGUUGUACUGCAUUAAUACACUACUAUGCUUUGUCAUCACCCUACCGCCCCCCCCCCACACAACCCCUCCUGCCGAGACAAUCACCAGAUGAGCUACAAUGAUAAGAUCCUUCCCACAGAUGUGCUAUAUUCAUAUACUAGAAUAACAGGGUUUUCAUGUGCAAUUUCAUUCUUUUCAUGUCAUUGCAAAUUCAAUAAUUAGCAUGACUUUCACGUGGGAAACAUAUGCUUAUAAUAAAUCUAAUAAAUAUAUAUAUAUAUUUAACACUAAUGGGCCACUUAUUACCAGGAUUACAAAUAUUUUUGAUAAAUAUAUCAUCAAAUAAUUAGCACUUUAGGACCUUUCUGAUGAUAUAUUUGAAUAAUAUAAUGCUAAAUAGUCCAUGUUUUAAAUAAGUUUGUAUGAAUAAUUAGCACAUUACAAGACACUGACUUUAAAAACUAUUUUGAUGAAUAAUAUGCUAAAUUACUUUUUUUUUUUUUUUUUACAUUAAAGCGAUUCCUAAUGUGCUAAUUGUUCUCAUUAUGUUAUUAUUAUUAUUAUUAUUAUUAUUAUUAUUAUACAGUAUACAGGACUUCCACUUUAGGAACUUUUUAAAACAUAUUUUUUUAAAUAACCACAAAAACAGAGAGAUGUCAAAGAAAGGCUUCACUACACAUCUUAAAAUAAGGCGAAAGAUUCCAACAUGUACUUAAAUAUGUAAAAGGUACAAGUGUUACAGUGGUUGGAUACUACAGUAUUUCCCUCAAUGUGUCAUACUGAAAUCCCAAAUAUUUCCAAAGUACUUUUCUACUGUACCCCCAAAGAUACUCACACACACACACAAAGUAAGGAAUACUCAGCAGUACUGCUAAAUCCUCUUCUGGUGAGAAUGACUGUUGUUCUUCUAUGACGAUGCUCCACCUCGAUACAACCUUCCCUCCUGUGACCUCUGCCAAGGACAUCAAGGACUGGUGUCCUCUCCUCGUGACCCCGCUGGACUAUGCACGCCAUCGCCAUCGUCCUUUUCUUGAUUUCUUUCUUGACCUCCUUAUCGCCGCCCGGAAACCUGAUGUUUGCUCUCUCGCUUCCCAAUAUCCUCCCAGAUGUGCUUGGUGAUGAAUCUAUAGACUAACUCUAAUUGGUGUACAUCUACCCCCCCCCCCCCCCACCGUGACAUGGGUGGGCUCCACGCUGUCCAAGCCACCAUGUGCUGCUUCUAUGGAUGUACUCCCUACAAAAUACCAAUAAAAGAGUCUUCUCUUUUUCAGUU